Messenger RNA from Camelina sativa (false flax), 1847 nucleotides. The record is from RefSeq and is a predicted model, not a curated record. NCBI's taxonomy places the organism in Eukaryota, Viridiplantae, Streptophyta, Magnoliopsida, Brassicales, Brassicaceae.
GUGGGAUUGAGUUGUUAAAGAGCAAGUGGGAUUGAGUUUCAUAAUUCAUCUUUUUGUGCAGUUUCUUUGUGUGCAUGUCAUCUUUUGGUGCAAUAAUUUAUUUGGUUCUUGUAUAAAGUCAAAUCAAAAGGCAAAGACUUCUAUGCAUUUUUAUGCUUUGUAUAAAGACACUUGAUGCCGUAACAGCCUUCUAAGAUAUUUUUCCUACGACGUGAUUAGAUUCUAUAUUCAAAAAGUCAAAUCUAUUCUACAAAAAUUUGCUUAAUCAUAAGCCUAUAAAGAUGAAACAGAGCUCCUUUUCCAAGUAUUAUCACCAUCACAAGAACCAAAUUUUAAGAUGUAUGUUACAAGGUUUUUAUCUGAAUACCAGAAAAACCCAUCGGAGAUGAACUUGCUUCCACCAGAAGGUCCAAACUCCGGUAUAAUGGUGAUUCAAGACGAAGACUCACAGGCCACUUGCUGCUUUGGUUCUUGCUACGAGGGUAGACUUAAAGGCUUGCCGUUUCCACAAAACGUGAAGCUCGCUGCAACGUAUAGCAGUGGAGGAGGAGGAGGAGCAGGUGGAGCAGGAGGAGGAAGCCAGACACAUCGUACCCCUGUUGUGUUCAUCCCUGUUCUUGAUCAACCAUUGUCUUCGAACCGUUACUAUGUUAUACAAAGACGUGGAAAGCAUACUGGGAAAGCAUCUGCAAGUGCAAAAGAGGAAGUGAGAGUUUCAAGCUGCUGUUGCUUUACCUAUGUUCCUGAAGCUAAGCCACAACAAGCAGAUCCGUAUGACAUAUACCAACAAUUCGAGAUUCAUCAAAGCCGACCAUCAUCUCUCUAUUACUCUGCCACUUCUGUUGCUUCUGAUGGUGUGCCACCAGAUUACCUUAAGAGAAAAGAUUGGUCGGUCAGUUACUCGACUUCAGAAGACUCACGAGACUUUAGUCUAAGAGGUGAUGCGAAAGGGAUUAACACAAAGCUUCGCUUAGACUCAGAGCUUACUAGUUUAGGUAAGAGUGUUGUGGUAGGGAAAUGGUAUGUUCCUUUCAUAUUUGUGAUGGAAGGAGAUGUAAAAGAUCAAAUGAAGAAAUCAACGUUUUACAGCUUGACGCUUAAGCAAAGGUGGGAAGAAGUUUUCUUCUGCGAAAACAUUGGCAAUGAACAUUCCGAGGUUGUAGUUGAUGUUGACGUAGAGACGGAAGUUGUGAAGCUUGAGGGACAAGAAACACAUUUGAAAGAGGAAAAAGGUGAUGGAGUUGUUUGGUUUAGUGUCUUAAGGGAUGAGAAACAAGACAAGAAGAUAGGUCUUGGGUCUGUGGUCGUGGAGAGGAUGAAAUGGGAAGAGGAAAAGUUCGGAUGGUUAAACAGAGGCGAGGAAAGGUCUAAAAUUAAGAGAUCAGAGAUAUUUGAAGACGGUUCAUCGCAUUGGAAGAGUUACCGAUGUUAUGUAUUGAUAGAGAGCUUUGAAUUGAAGAGAAUGGAUGGGAGUUUGGUGUUGACAUAUGAGUUUAAGCAUAUUGAUAAGUUAAAGAGCAAAUGGGAUUGAGUUUCAUUCAUUUUUUUGGUUCAAUAAUCAAUUUGGUGAAUAAGUUUUUAUGCAAGUUCAUGUAAAAGUAAAUUUAAUGAAUCUAAAUUUGGUUGACCUCUUAGCAUACUUUUGCAAACAUAUGCCUAAUCCCAACCAAAUCUUCCUUCGAAAUUGCUGAUAACGUGCUUUGAUGCUAUUCUACCAUUUAAAAAGUCUUUGCAUUCGAGUUUAGACAUGAUGUCGCCAAAUAUAUGCUUUAUUUAAUUUUAUGAUGUCUAGUUUUGGGAACUCUGUUAUAAGUUAUAACAACACAAAGCUCUGUUCUUACAAUAUA